AUGACACCUCCUAACCCAGUCCUGCGAAGGCAGGUGAUAGCCAUAUACAAAGAGCUUCUCUACCUUGGACGAGACUAUCCCUUGGGAUAUGAUUAUUUUAGACCUCGGCUUCACAAGGCCUUUAUGAGCAAGGCAGAGGAGCGGGACGAUGAGGCAAUUAAGAAGGGUCUUGCCCAUGCAGAAUUCGUCAAGAAAGAGAUUGAAGCCUUAUACUACUUAAAGCGAUACCGCACGCUGCGAAAGCGUUAUGAUCCGGAUGCAUGA
Molecule: messenger RNA, 264 nt
Organism: Clonostachys rhizophaga
Lineage: Eukaryota; Fungi; Ascomycota; Sordariomycetes; Hypocreales; Bionectriaceae
Source: the annotation of a GenBank genome assembly